This is a messenger RNA of Salvia splendens (bonfire salvia), 399 nucleotides long. RefSeq lists its product as uncharacterized. Gene Ontology annotation, biological process: maturation of SSU-rRNA from tricistronic rRNA transcript (SSU-rRNA, 5.8S rRNA, LSU-rRNA). NCBI's taxonomy places the organism in Eukaryota, Viridiplantae, Streptophyta, Magnoliopsida, Lamiales, Lamiaceae. Gene Ontology annotation, cellular component: nucleolus. The transcript has 2 exons. Bases 1 to 399 code for a protein of 132 amino acids. The record is from RefSeq and is a predicted model, not a curated record.
AUGAACUUUGUGUUUCUUGUUAAACAGCCUCCAAAGAAACAGAGGUUACCUCUUAGUGUUGCUAGAGUUUCAAUGAAAAAUCAAAAGGAUAGAGAAGAGAAACUGCUUCAAGAGAGAGCUAUACUUGGAAGGUUUGGAUCCUACAGUAGCAGUAGUUCCAAGAAGGUGCCAGAGAGGAAACCAGCAGAGGACAGAAUUCUGAAGUCGAUGCAAGGCGAUUUCAGAAAGGGGGUUCUCAACAUCGGGUAUCUGUUGAAGCCCUCAGCCCCUGAAGCCUCUAACUACAAGGGCAGACACCCUACAGGUAAAGGGAAGAAGAAGAAAGAUGGCAAGAAAAGUCAUGGCAAGAGAAAGGGUGGUGGUGGUAGAGGUGGUGGUGGUGGUAAGAGGCGUCACUAG